Molecule: messenger RNA, 474 nt
Organism: Colletotrichum godetiae
Lineage: Eukaryota; Fungi; Ascomycota; Sordariomycetes; Glomerellales; Glomerellaceae
Exons: 1
Coding region: 32-400 (122 amino acids)
Source: RefSeq, a predicted model, not a curated record
CCAAGGCUAAUUGCUUAAACUUGUUCUUGGGAUGAGAACGUUUGCUAAAAGAACCCAGUACGAUUCUCGUGCCUACUACGAGAUUUACAGGGAAGAUAUAAGUAGGUUUUCCGUUGGAAUCUGCGAACGCGAUGCGACGGAAGUGCCAGAUCGGGGCACAUUCCAGGUCAACUUUUGCUACGUUGAUUGUAAGCUCACCGUUCAGUUUUGGAAGCUGCCUGGCAUCACAACCAUUGAUGGAACAACGGCUAAGAAGAUGACUUGCGAGUUAGAAGUGAUCCCAUCGGAGGCAUCUAUGGAGUUUGCCGUCUACAUUGAUGGUAGAAACAAGGUAGCCACAAUGUCCGGGUCAGGUUCAAGUGACAACUAUCCUUUCCAUGAUGGCAUUCCAUCUGCUUAGAUAGAUAGACAUUUCUCAAUUCCGGGAGCUUCUCAUAUAAGGUCGAUUGCAUAAGGCACGCAAAAAAUCAUCAU